CGUCAUUGGCUCCUGUUUUCAUAGCUGAUUAGCAUGUCUGUCAAAAGCAUCAGAUCUAACUUUGCUCUUACGGUCGUCAGCAUCUGUGUGGGUGUGGCCACUUUGGGUUUCUGUUCGGUUAUUCCGCUGGCGUCUUCAGUUACUAACGUCGUCGUUCAUCCGCUCUCCGUCAAGGGCCUGUCGUCAACAACUUUAGACGAUCCAGCUGUUUCAAAUGCGGAGAGAUCUUCGUUUGCCGAUUGCGGAGUGGCCAAUGAUGUCAAUCGCAUGGUCGACGGAAAGAUCGUCGGCGGAGUAGAAACGGCCCCCAACGAAUUUCCGUGGCAAGCCUACCUCCAGGUAGAAAUGGAAAGUGGCAAGAUCUACAGUUGCACAGGAAGUUUGGUGUCUGAACGAUGGAUUCUCACGGCGGCCGCCUGUGCGACAGUACCAAACGAAAAAACAAAGUCGAUCCUCGUCUACCUGGGAUUGCACAAUCGCUCGAGUUUAUUCACCGAGGCGAAUGCCAAAAUGUACGAGGGAAAAGGCCUAUUGGUUCACAGUGGAUGGGAUUGGGACACGGCCUUUGACAAUAUUGCGCUCGUCUAUCUCUAUACCGCCGUCACCUUUACCCAAUACAUCCGCCCAGUUUGUUUGGCCAAUCCAAUCGAGCCGAGUUACGCUGGCGAGUAUGCCACCGUUGCCGGAUGGGGUAGAACUUCUGAUGGUUCUACUAGCAGUAGCCAGGUUCUCCGUAAAGUGACGGUUCCGGUCAUCUCCAAUUCCCUAUGCCAGUCGUACUACAGCGUCCCUAUUACGGAGAGUAUGAUGUGUACCAGUGGAGGAAAUAGUAACGGAAUAUGCGGGGGCGACAAUGGCGGGCCGUUGAAUUUAAAACAGCCGGAUGGAACGUGGAAACAGAUCGGGAUCGCUUCCUUCUGGUCGGCCGCAGGUUGCCAGAUGGGUUACCCUUCCGGCUACACAAGGUUGAGCUCCUAUUCGACGUGGGUCCAGCAAAUCAUCGCACCAGGGUCCGACUUUAGCACCACCCCUUUGAUGAUUCGGACGACGACAACAAUUAAAACGACACCGACAACAACUCAAACAGCCUCGACGGAUGCACCAACCGACGCACCAACCGACGCUCCAACCGACGCUCCAACCGACGCACCAACCGACGCACCAACCGACGCACCAACCGACGCACCAACCGAUGCACCAACCGACGCACCAACCGACGCUCCAACCGACGCACCAACCGACGCACCAACCGACGCACCAACCGACGCACCAACCGAUGCACCAACCGAUGCACCAACCGAUGCACCAACCGACGCACCAACCGACGCACCAACCGACGCACCAACCGACGCACCAACCGACGCACCAACCGACGCACCAACCGACGCACCAACCGACGCACCAACCGACGCUCCAACCGACGCCCCAACAACAACUCAAACUAUUACCCAGUCAACUUCAACAAAAAGCCCAACAACGACGUCCACCGAGACGACUGUAAGGACGACUCAGAAGACAACAACCCCAACCACUACGACAUCAAUUACCAACCCAUCACCGACAACUUUCAGCUGUGCUGGUAAAGCCAACGGCAACUACCCCAAUCCGGAAUCCAGCUGCUCCAAUACAUUUUACACGUGCUCAAACGGCAACGCCCAUCUCUUCAACUGCCCUUCUAAUUUGGUUUAUCGGGAGGAAAUUGGCGUCUGCGAUUAUCCUUCCAACGUCGCCGGAUGUCAUUAAGAAAUAUCCUGGAAAUAUCCGAUUCUGAUUUAAUUUUCCAAUCGAUUGUCGAUUUUCUUGGCUGCAAGUCAAGAAUGUAUUAAUCACUUCCUAUCAAUUCCAAUAAAGUAGUCCAUUACGUA
Messenger RNA from Daphnia pulicaria, 1865 nucleotides. Its product is annotated as chymotrypsin-like protease CTRL-1. Gene Ontology annotation, cellular component: extracellular region. Lineage: Eukaryota; Metazoa; Arthropoda; Branchiopoda; Diplostraca; Daphniidae. The transcript has 7 exons. The coding region runs from base 34 to 1743 and encodes 569 amino acids. Gene Ontology annotation, biological process: proteolysis. The record is from RefSeq and is a predicted model, not a curated record. Gene Ontology annotation, molecular function: chitin binding; serine-type endopeptidase activity.